UGUUGUUUUGCGUUUUAGGUUAUGUUAUUUUUAUUUUUUUUUUUGUUGCGAAGAAAAAGUAAUUUAAAUGCCCCAAGAAGCGGCGAUCUAGAUUCACCGCAAACUCGCUUCCGUUUGUGAAAAUGCUAGAUGGCUGGUACUGCAGAUCCCUCGCCAACGAGCAAGCAGCGGCCGAAGAGCAGGAACGCGUCCUGGAGGAGUCCAAGCUGAAGAAGCAAUACAAAUUUUUAAAGGGCAAACUUAAACAUUUACUUUACGAAAAUGAGUGCUUCCAGACUGCCUUGCGAUCAUCGCAAAAGAGGUUGCUCAUGGUCACCAGAGAUCGGAGCUUCCUCUUAGAUAGACUGGUUUUGUACGAGAAGCCAGAUAAUUCCUCAUCAGAAUCUGAAGACACUGAAUCUUCGGAUGAUGAAAAUGUUAAAGUUGAACCAACGAAAAAGAGGAGAGUAGAUUUUACAAAUUCACACAAUCAUGUACAAAGUAGUGGUAAGUCCAUGCCACAAGUGAAGAAGAAAAGGCCCCCACCGAAACCUAAAGCUCAUUUCUCUCAUAACAUUCUGCAUAAUAUAAACACAACAACCUCGAAUAAUGUGAUUUUAUCGGACGGACAUAUGACUCCUGAGGAGGUGGAAAGGCAUCUACAGUCGCGGCAGAGCUUCUUGGAGUUGGAGAGGGCCCCAUUGACGGUGCCCACGGAGAUGUUCAGCAAUGAACCAUCGCUGGAUAGCGAAUCCAACGACAUCGGCGAAUUGGAGACCUCGCCCAGCAACAUGGGAGAGGAACUGAGUAUCGACAUGAUAAACGAAUGAGCGCGAACAAACGUCUUUUUUUAUAUAUAUAAUUGGGUUUAGUUUAAUUUAUGACUUAUGAUGAUAGCUAAAUAAUUGAUUAAAUGAUGAGUAAUGAACUGAAAACGA
Nicrophorus vespilloides is the source of this 917-nucleotide messenger RNA. RefSeq lists its product as uncharacterized. The transcript is spliced from 5 exons. Gene Ontology annotation, cellular component: nucleus; Ino80 complex. NCBI's taxonomy places the organism in Eukaryota, Metazoa, Arthropoda, Insecta, Coleoptera, Silphidae. The record is from RefSeq and is a predicted model, not a curated record. Gene Ontology annotation, biological process: chromatin remodeling. The coding region runs from base 123 to 809 and encodes 228 amino acids.